AUCAGGUUUUGGUAGGGAAAUUAUUUCUCAAUAAAGAGAAAAACACUUAGUUAAUAUAAGUCCAGAAGAAGGAGAAAGUUUUACUCUAUGGACAAAAAACAAAGACUGCUUGGAUUGUAUGCCGUUUUUAAAACCUAAAAAGUCUGCAUUAAUACAACUAAUUCAGAUUGAUCUUUUCAAAAAAAUGGAAAUAUCACCAUAGUUCACUUAACAAAGAAAAUAAUAGCUAUAGAAAUUCAAACUGCCUAGCUUUUAUCAAUCUUGUUAUAAAGCAAUUAAUCUUUGCAGCAUUUCAAUUUUAUCCCAUAUCAUAUUCAGAUUUAUUAAGGCAGCUUAGAGUUAAUGGUGAAAAAAAUUUAUAAAGCUCUUUGAACUGGGAUUGUCUGUUUGUGAAUCAAAGAGAAUAAUAUAUUAGCAAACUUUACCAUGUAAAGCUAAUGCCUCCAUUAAUCCAACAUCCAGACAAAUUAAACACAUUUAUGAUGUAUAGUAUACUCAAAAUUAGGCUCGUCUAUUGAUUUUUGGGAUACAUUUAAAAAAAGGAAGAUUGAAUUGGAAAAUAAAAUGAUUCAGAUAUGGAAGAUUCAAGAAGAAAAUGUACUUAAUAGCUCUAAUAACGUUUUUCCAUUCCCUAAAUUUGAAAAAUUUUUUAAAAUAAAUAUUAAAACAAAAUCUGAAUUCAAAUUCAUGUGCUUAAAAUGUAAAAAAAUAUAUCAUCAAAUCAAUCGAGUAGCUAUAACCUGAAGAAACACCUAAAGACUGUUCACGCCAAUUGCUAUAAGGAAAGAGAGAAACAUAUAAAAAAUUUUGGUAUAGGAGAAUCUUCAUUCAAAAAGACAAAUACUAUCCAAAUCAAAUUAACUGAUAAUAAAAAUGCCAAUAUUUCACAAAAAUUGGCUGAUAAAGUUAUUGUUGAUUUUAUUAUUGACACAGUUCAGCCAGUGUCUUUGGUUGAUAAUCCAUCAUUUACUCUGAUGAUUAAAACUUUAUCCCCUGGCACAACAGUUAUAUGUCGCCAGACACUUAUGAAUAAAAUAGACGACAACUUCAAAGUGAUGAAAGAUGCUCUAAUAGUAGAGUUAUCAUAUAUAUCUUAUGUAUGUACCACGGCAGAUAGUUGGACACAUAACAGAAGAGCUUAUUUGGGAAUCACAGGCCAUUGGUUAGACCCUAGGACUUUAAAAAGAAGAUCUGUAGCCUUAGCCCUUAAAAGGAUUAUAGGAUGCCAGACAUAUGACGUACUUGCAAAUAAAAUUAUUGACAUCCACAAGUCUUUUAGGAUUCAUAAUAAAGUUUGCAAGAUGGUUACUGAUAAUGGGUCUAACUACCUGAAGGCAUUUAGAUAUCUUUUAACCUACAAAACAUCUCAAGAUCAUCUAGAGCUCUUCUUUAGCUGUUUACGAAGCAGAGGAGGUUUUAAUAAUAACCCUUCUGCCUAUCAAUUACGAUCAGCUAUAAGAGGCGUUAUGAUAGCAAAGAUGGGAGCCUUAUGCACAGAUGUUCCAGAUAUCCAAAAAUUAUCGCCAUUCGUUGAUAACAUCGCAACUUAUAUAUCAGGAUAUAUAACACGUAAACUUAUAUCCGAAAAUAAGAUGGCUAUGCCUAAUCACUUUAAAAAGCAUAAAGACUAUAAUAGCUUUACUGCUUACUAUACAUGCACAAAUAAACCAUGCCUUGGACGCUGGAUUGUUAAGAACAAUUUAUUUACCAUGUCCAAAGAGUGCACGAAUGCAAUCUGCCUUCAAAAAAAUUAUUUUUCUGUAGGAUGCCAAACUUCCAUUUCAUAUGCAAGUAUUGGGUGUCAAACUAUUCAAGAUGAUAUUCCUAUUCUAACCCGAGAAGCUGUUGUCAGUGAAAUCAAUUAUGCAUCAAUUCCAUCUAUUCAAGAUGAUAUUCCUAUUCUAACCCAAGAAGCUGUUGUCAGUGAAAUCAAUUAUGCAUCAAUUCCAUAUCAAUCACCAUUCAAUUUUCAAGAUUUAUUUUUUUUAAAAAAAUCAAUUUAUAAAUUAAUAAAAUCAAAAUAUAAUAAUGACUUUUUAUAUUCUAAUAAGUAUUUGUAUAUUAAUGAUAAAUUAAUAUAUUAUAAAUGCCAUACAAAACAUUGUAAAGGGAGGGGGAUUUUAAAUACUCAUUUUAUAAUGACACAAAAGCAUAUUGAUCAUAAUGAUGAAGAAAUAUAUAAUACACUCAUCACGAUCAAUAUGCUUAAAACAGAACUUCUGUUAAAUAAAAAUAUUAGUAUUAGAAAGACAUACAGAAAGGUUAUGAGAGACAGAAAACUCGAUCCUUUCUGUAUGCAAAACCCCAAAACGUUACCUACCUUUUUAUCGGUUAAAUCCAUUAUGGGACGUGUUAUUCAAUUAACACGACCCCCCCUUCCCCUUUCAAAUGGUGAUAUUAUAUUAACCCAAGAGCACACAAUUACCAUGACUGGAACUAAUUUUUUAGUUCAUAGUUGUGAUGAUAAAAAAUUGUUAAUAUUUUCUACAACAUCUCUUCUUUCACGCCUUUGUUUGGCUGAAAAAAUUUUUUUGGAUGGAACUUUUAAUUCCUCCCCUAAAUUAUUUUAUACUAUUAAUAUUUUAAUUAACCAUACCUUAAUUGUAUGUGUUUAUAUAUUAUUACCUAAUAAAUACAAAAAUACUUAUAUAAAUAUGUUUAAUUUAUUAAAAAAUUAUUGUUUAACUUUAGGUUUAAAUUUUUCCCCAAAAUAUGCCACCAUUGAUUUUGAAAUUGGCGUAUAUUUAGCCUUGAAGAAUGUUUUUCCAAACAUUCUUGUCAAAGGCUGUUAUUUCCAUUUUUGUCAAUGUAUCGUUAGGCGCAUUCAGCAAUGUGGUCUGACCAUGAUAAAUAUACAAAAUAAUGAUGUAAAAAAAUUUUUCCGUAUAAUUAUGGCUAUUCCGUUUUUAUUAGAGCGGGAUGUGCCAUAUAUUAUGAAUGAACUAAAAAUACAAGCUGAUUCUUUUGGGUUGUAUUCUAUAUACAACUUUUUAGAUUAUUUUGAAAAUACUUGGAUUAAUAGUAAUGCAAGAUUUAACUACCAAAUGUGGAAUACAUUUGAUGUUAGAGGUGAAAGGACAAAUAAUCAUGUCGAAGGUUUCCACAGAUCUUUGAAAGAAUAUUUUCCUUACUCUCAUCCUAACAUUUAUCUUUUUAUUGAUACUAUAAAAAUUAUAGAACAGGACAUGGACCUUAAAUUAUUACAAUUAGAUGAUGGAAGGAAACCUACUUCCCCUCCCACUGUUUGA
Molecule: messenger RNA, 3248 nt
Organism: Gordionus sp. m RMFG-2023
Lineage: Eukaryota; Metazoa; Nematomorpha; Gordioida; Chordodea; Parachordodidae
Exons: 15
Coding region: 975-3248 (757 amino acids)
Source: RefSeq, a predicted model, not a curated record